AUGGCUCUCGCACCCAAGUUCGCAGGCCAGAAACUGGCAUCAAGCGCCAUCCAGCCCAAGGCAGUCCACACUAUCGAAAUCUAUCUCGACUACGUCUGCCCUUUCAGCGCCAAAAUCUUCAAGACCCUCUACUGCAGCCCGCUCCGCAAGACGCUCCUCGAAAAAUACAACGACCGGGUCGUCACAAUCUUCCGCCAGCAAAUCCAGCCCUGGCACCCUUCCUCCACCCUCGUGCACGAAGCCGCCUACGCGGUGCAAAAAGUGGAUCCCGCCAAAUUCUACCCCUUUUCUGAGAAGCUGUUUGAGCAGCAAAAGGACUUCUUCGACGCCAGUGUCGUAAAUGAGACUCGAAAUGCAACGUACAGGCGACUAGCGAAGAUUGCGGGCAGCGUGGGUGUGGAUGAAGGCAAGGUGUAUGGGUUGUUGGAGAUUAGCGACAAGCCGGGGGAGGAUGGGAGUUUGAAUUCGGGGAAUGGGGUCACGGAUGAUGUCAAGGUGCAGGUCAAGGCAAACCGGUUGACGGGAGUACAUGUUACGCCUACGGUUGUGUUUGAUGGGGUUGUGGCGAACGAGAUCUCCAGUAGCUGGACUGAGGCGCAGUGGGAGGAGUGGUUGGAGAAGCAUGUCAAGUGA
Molecule: messenger RNA, 633 nt
Organism: Plenodomus lingam JN3
Lineage: Eukaryota; Fungi; Ascomycota; Dothideomycetes; Pleosporales; Leptosphaeriaceae
Source: RefSeq, a predicted model, not a curated record